Molecule: messenger RNA, 10399 nt
Organism: Nerophis ophidion (straightnose pipefish)
Lineage: Eukaryota; Metazoa; Chordata; Actinopteri; Syngnathiformes; Syngnathidae
Gene: pappaa
Product: pregnancy-associated plasma protein A, pappalysin 1a
Exons: 22
Coding region: 492-5447 (1651 amino acids)
Molecular function (GO): metallopeptidase activity; protein binding
Source: RefSeq, a predicted model, not a curated record
UUUUUUAAAUAAAUAUGAGAGGUCGGUUCGCUGUCACUUUUCCACGCCUUUUAAUUGCUGAAAUGUCUUAUUCUGUUUUAAGGGUGGGAUAAAAAAAAAAAAAAAGAGGAGAGGGGCAGGAGAAAGAAGGUGUGACAACUGUGGAUCUCUGCAAGUAACUCCUACUAGCGUCCAAAAGAGGGGGGGAGGAUGAGGGGGGGCAUCGGCCAGUACCCCCCUCUCCUUGAUUGAUUAGUUAUUAGUCAUCCCUUUGGCUAAAUGGGACCCAUUGAAAAGGCACCGUGGAACACAUGCAUGAAUCAAAUAUUCCCGGGUCCCUUCAAUGUCUCCACAGUAGUUUUGCUUAAGAAGAGAGGGGGUCGUGGCUGGCAAAUAUAAAGAAAAAAGGAAGGACUCCAAAAAAAAAAAAAAAAGAAGAGAAAGUGUGGACUGUAUAUUUUUGUUUUGUUUUCAUUUUGGAUGUCACAUUUGAGUGGCUUUUUUCGCACAGAAUGAAACUUUGGACAUCACCCUGGCUGCCCUGCCUGGUGAUCCUCAUCCUCUGCUUUGGAUCAGAGUGCGGGACGGUCCGGAGGAAAGGCAGAUCCAAGCGGGACUUGGUGCGCUUGAGGGAGGCGAGAGUCGCCCUCCCGGGGGCUUGCGCCACGCGUCUGCCCCGGGGCAAGCGCUCCCUGGCCGGCUUGGAGCGCCGGGGGCUGCGGCAGCGUCGGCGCUCCUCGCAGCCGGAGGUGAGCUCCCCCGAGCGGGGGAAGGCUGUCUAUUUCACCGGCAGGGGCGACCAGCUCCGGUUAAAGCCCGGCGUGGAGAUCCCACGGGGGAACUUCUCACUCGAGAUGUGGAUCAAGCCGGAAGGGGGCCAGCGCUCGCCUACUGUCAUCGCAGGCCUUUACGACAAAUGUUUCUACGCCUCCAGUGACCGAGGCUGGCUUCUCGGCAUCCAGUCCGUAAGCGAACACGGCAACCGCGACCCCCGCUUCUUUUUUUCCUUAAAGACGGACCGUGCCCACAAGGCGACCGCCAUCCACUCAAACGCCCGCUACGUCCCCAAUCAGUGGGCCCACCUGGCCGUCACCUACAACGGCAUCUACAUGAAGCUCUUCGUCAACGGCGCCCAGGUUGGCGUGAGUCGGGAGCAAUCUGGCGAUGUCUUCAGUCACCUGACCAAAAAGUGCAAAGUGCUGAUGAUUGGCGGGAAUGCGUUGAAUCAUAACUACCGGGGCUCGGUUGAGAGGGUGGCUCUAUGGAGGCAGGCUCUGGAUCAGAGGCAGAUUAUCAGGGACAUGCAGGGCCAUGAGGAUCCGCAAGAUCUACCUCAGCUGGUCAUACGUGAAACAUUUGAGCACCCGGGCAGGAAGUGGCUGACUGUGAAAGAUGGUAGCUUCCCGCAGCCGGAGCAGAAGGGAAGUGGGCGGAUAGGUUUUGAAGGAAAUGCCCAUGGAUUACUAGACACUACGUUAGAGCCUCCAGCUUGCGGUCAAACUGUCUGUGACAAUGUCAAGGUCAUCGAAAACUACAACCAUCUUUGGAGCUUCCGCCGUGCCAAGAAAGUACGGUACCGUGUGAUAAACAUCUGGGACGACACUCGGACCAAGCCAACCGUGUCGGACCACCAGAUCAUCCUGCAGCACCAGCAGCUUAACGACGCCUUCAGCCCUUACAACAUCACCUGGGAGCUCAGCGUCCACAACGUCACCAACUCCUCCCUGAGGAACCGCUUGAUCCUCGCUGACUGUGACAUCAGCAAAGUGGGCGAUGACGCCUGCAACCCAGAGUGCAACCACCCGCUCACCGGCUACGACGCCGGUGACUGCGUGUCGGGGCACCGCAGCCGCUGCCCUGAGAGCAAGCAGGGCAACGGCAUUUGCGAUGCGGAAUGUAACUGGGAGAAUUUCUUCUACGACUUUGGCGACUGUUGCAACCCAGACGUGACGGAUGUGACCAGGACAUGCUUCAACCGCUCCUCGCCAUACAAAGCCUAUCUGGACGUGAAGGAGCUGAAAGAGAUCCUGCGCUUGGACGGCUCCACUCACCUGAACGUCUUCUUUGCCAACUCCUCUGAUGAAGAUCUAGCGGGGGUUGCCACUUGGCCGUGGGACAAAGAAGCCCUCACGCAUUUAGGUGGAAUCGUGCUGAACCCGUCCUUCUACGGUACAUUCGGGCACACCGACACCAUGGUGCACGAGAUCGGUCACAGUCUCGGACUCUACCAUGUUUUUCGAGGGAUCUCAGAGAUCGAAUCGUGUAACGAUCCGUGUUUGGAGACGGAGCCCUCGAUGGAGACCGGAGAUCUUUGUGCGGACACUAAUCCCACGCCCAAGUUCAAGGAAUGCCACGAUCCAGAACCCGGCAACGAGACCUGCGGCUCUCCGCAUUUCACUAACACACCUUUCAACAACUACAUGAGUUAUGCAGAUGAUUCCUGCACCGACUCCUUCACCCUGAACCAAGUGGCUAGGAUGCACUGCUACCUGGACCUGGUCUACCAGACUUGGCAACCUAAUUCCAAACCUCCUCCGGUGCCCAUGCCCCCGCAGGUGGUGGAGCAACAUCACAACUCCUUCACUUUGGAAUGGUUUCCACCCAUUUCAGGACAGUUUUUUGACAGAGAAUUGGGAUCAGUGUGCGAUAAAUGCACCGAGGGUAGAGUUCUUCUGCAAUACGCCUCCAACUCGUCAUCCCCGCGACCGUGCGAUCCCUCCGGACACUGGUCACCGCUUGGGGCUGAAGGUCCUCCAGAUGUAGAGCAGCCUUGUGAGCCAAGCGUGCGCACCUGGAGCCCCAACGCGGGCAACGUGCAUGGCAACGUGGGCCUGUCCGAGUGCCCGCUCCAGGGCUGCAUGCUGCAGCUGGAGUUCCCCUACCCGCUGGUGCCCGACUCCCUGACCGUCUGGGUCACAUUCUUCAGCCCCGAAGAAACGGCUCUCCCCGCCAUCCACAACAUCCUCCUCCUCACCGUCCGCGGCGACAAUAUCUCCCUGGGGCCCAGCAACGUUUUCUGCGACACGGCGCUCACCCUGAAGCUGGACAUCGAGGAGGAGGUGUACGGGGUGCAGUUUUUCACCAUGGAGCAGCACCUGGAGAUCGACGCCACCCUGUUGGCGUCCAAACCGGACUCCUCUCUUUGCGGCGACUGCCAACCUCUGCGUUACCGCCUGCUGAGGCAGCCGCCCUUCACCCACGCGCCACACGGGCUCCUUUUCAACGGACCCAGUCGCCGUUAUACAGACAGGGAUGUGGAGCCGCAUGUGGCCUACACGUAUCGGGUCCAGACCAUAUCGAGCCGGAGCGAGAGCCAACCUUCCCCGCCGCUGGUGCAUGAACUUGGGGCAGCCUAUUGCGGGGAUGGACGGAUCCAGAGUUCCAAGGGAGAGGAGUGUGAUGACAUGAAUUCCAUGAAUGGCGACGGCUGCUCCAGUCAGUGCAAGAAAGAGGCUUUCUUCAACUGUGUCGAGGAGCCGAGCAUGUGCUACUACUACGACGGUGACGGCGUUUGCGAGGACUUUGAGCAAGAGACCGGCGUCCGAGACUGCGGGCUCUACACCCCCAGCGGCUUCCUGGACCAGUGGGCCUCCAGUGUCGAGGUUUCCCAUGAGAAGAAGCCAUACUGUUCGGGCGAGGUGGCUGCAGGGUAUCCGGCUGUUACCAAGACAUGUCAGUCCAAGGUGUUUGAUCUUUCUGACGGUGUGUCCCAAUACGCCUGGUACCCCUGUCAUGAGGCCCACAAGACUUCCCGGGGAUACCCCAACUACUGGCUUAAGGCCCAUUUUUCUCAUCCAAUGGUGGCGGCAGCGGUGAUCAUACACCUGGCGGUCGACGGCACGGCUUACAUUGACCAGACUCAGUGUAACAUCACCGUUCAGCUGGUGGAUACCAAAGAAGGGAUCCAUAGCUUGGGCGAGUGGCGACUGAGCUGCCGUACCAACCCAUUGGUGAUUCCAGUCAGCCAUGACCUGUCGGUGGCCUUCUAUCACACCAAGACCAUCCUGGUCAUGUUCGCCUCUCGCCUCGUCGCCAUCUCCGGGGUUGGGCUGCGAUCCUUCCAGUCCUUCGACCCCAUCACUAUCAGCGGGUGCCAGAGCAAUGAAAUCUACAACCCCACAGGCCAGAGUUGUGUCCAUUAUUCGUGCGAAGCCAUCGACUGCCAGGAGCCCUUAAUCCGCAAUGCAGAGCUCAAGUGCAGCAAUGCCGGACGCCACUUCUACAACGGAGACCGUUGCACCAUCUUUUGCAACUCCGGCUACGUCUUGCAAGUCCACCAGGAUGAUGACAUCAUCAAGACCCAGUCUGACUCCUUGGUGACCAUCACCUGUGCAAACGGCAAAUGGAACAAGCAGGUGUCAUGCGAGCCCGUCGACUGCGGCCUGCCCGAUAAAUACCACGUCCACCCGGCCCGUUUCAACUUCCCCGAGGGCACCACCUACGGCAGGAAGAGCACUUUCCAGUGUCGUGAACCUGCCCAGCUUGUAGGUACGAACAACACUCUGACCUGCCUGGAAGACGGUCUGUGGUCCUUCCCUGAGGCUCUCUGCGAGUUGCGCUGCCCGGCUCCUCCGCCGGUGCCCCAUGCCGUGCUGCAGACAAAGCGUUGCAACGAGACGGGCCUCAAAGUGGGAACGCUGUGCAAGUACAAGUGCAGGCCCGGCUACCACGUGACCAAUAAACCCAAGAGGCGUGCGUUCAAGCGCCAGUGCACAGAAGACGGCAGCUGGCUGGAGGGUGCGUGUGAGCCGGUCACCUGUGACCCGCCGCCCCCCAUCUUCCACGGCUCCUACCACUGCACCGACGGCUUCCGCUUCGACAGCGUUUGCCGCCUCAAUUGCUCAACCGAUGCCGCCGGUAAUAGCGCCAAUGCCGUCACAGGAGGCUCCGCCCACACGGUGAGGCUGCUGCACGCUCCAUGCAAGCAGGGCUCCGGCUCCAACCUGAUCCGCUGUAGGAAGGACGGAAACUGGACGGGGUCCUUCCGCCUGUGCCCCAACAGCAAAGGCCAGUGUUCUUUACCUCAAAACCUGCACUACAGCCUCCAGUACUCAUGCAAGCGAGGACAUGGCAUCGGCGAGGAGUGCGAGCUGUCCUGCAGAGAGAGCAACAACGACGUGGUGAUCCUCCCCAGCAACAUGACCGUGGACGACGUGCUGAAGGAGCACUGGAGGAACCCACACAAGGUCAAGAGUAUUGUCUGCACAAUGGGACUGAAGUGGUAUCCGCACCCAGAAUUACUCCACUGCAUCAAACGUUGUGAGCCGUUCAUGGGAGACAACUACUGUGAUGCAGUAAACAACCGAGCCUUCUGCAACUACGAUGGAGGAGACUGCUGCUAUUCCACUGUCAAGACUAAGAAGGUGAUUCCCUUCCCCAUGUCCUGCGACAUACGGGGCGAGUGCUCCUGCCGGGAUCCGAACGCCAUGGAGAACAAAAGAGAAGAGAAUGUGUAUUCCCUGGGGUGAUCAAACCCACAGAGAGAAGGAUGGGACAGUUUUCCACGUCCCGAGACAUCUUUGCUCCAACACCACACAGCCAGAGUGACAGACCCCCCCUCCCCCCCACCCUCCAUCUUCAUCCUCAAUGUUCCUGCACAUGCUGCUUUAAACAGGUAUACCUCUCCAUCCUCGCAUACACUCCCCGAAACCAGCCGGGACGAUCUGGAAAAGACCACCGGACUCCACGGAAGAACUUUCAUUUCCACACCUGAAGUCACCCUUCGUCGACAAAACCGAUCCCCAAACAAAUGCGUCGAGUUCACAAUAAUUCUAAAUAUAAAAGGAAAUGAAGACACAUGUUUUGAAGGCAUGAGGUUUGGCAAAAGCAGUUCCGUUUCAUUUCGGUCAACGACAACAAGAAAGUGUUUUCUUUAACGGCACACCAGAAGGCCGCUUGGUGGGGAACGAAACGCUCGUAUUUCUCAUUUACUCGCCGCAGAUUCCACACGAAGGCCAACGUGGAAUAAACUCUCUGUUUGAUUGCCCUAAAAACAAUUUUUCCACCCAAAUACUCUUUUUACGUUUUAAGUGCGUAGUCAGGAGAAGGUUGUCUGCUCUUCUUCCGCAAAUUUGCUUCCGGUUGAGCUUUUUUUCACCUACACGUGGAAAUUUGAACCCAAAAAAAUUUAAAUACUGUUGAGAUUUUUAAGUCGGUGCCCUUAUUCUCGUCUUGGAUAAAAAGUUAGCGCUUGGACAUAAAUACGGGAAAUUUUCGAUCUCAUCCGUUGUCGUCCUUACGAGGACGCUUUCAAUAUUUUUUGUUGUUACCGGUCUUGCAGCCCUCAGUCUCUCCUUGCAUAAAAAUCACCUCUUUACCGUGCUGAGAAGUGAAUACGGGAGACCCCCGUUCUCUAUUCCCACCCAAUUAUUCGUUUUAAAUUUUAUUCCAAAACCAAACAAAGCGUGGUUUUCUUCCGCAAAUUUGCUUUGAAUCGGCUUCCAAAUUAGUUUUUUAUCCACGUGCAUAUGGAAUUUUGAACCCAAAAAACUGAAAAUACUGUUGAGAUUUUUAAAUUGGUGCCCUUAUUCUCAUCACGGAUAAAGAGUUGGCGCUUGGACAUAAAUACGGGACAUGCUCCAUCUCGUCCAUAAGACGGACGCUUUCAAUUCAGCAUGUUUUUUGUUGUUACCGAUCUUGCGGCCCUCAGUCUCUCCUUGCAGAAAAAUCACCUCCUUGUCGUGCUGAGAAGUACAUACGGAGACCCUCGUUCUCUAUUCCCACAAAAUUAUUAAUUUUACGUUUUAUUCCAAAACAAAAACAACGCACGUAGUGUUCUUGCACAAAUUUGCUUUCCAGCGGCUUCCAGUUUAGCUCUUUCUCACCUGCAAGUGGAAUUUUGAACCCAAAAAACUGAAAAUACUGUUGAGAUUUUUAAGUCGGUGCCCUUAUUCUCGUCUAGGAUAAAAAGUUGGGGCUUGGACAUAAAUACGGGAAAUUCUCGAUCUGGUUCAUUGUCGUCCUUAUGGCGGACGCUUUCAAUGCGGCAUGUUUUUAGGGUUACCAAUCCUGUGGCCCUCAGUCUCUCGUUGCUUAACAAUUUUCCUAUUUACUUUGCUGAGAAGUAGAGACCCCCGUUCUCUAUUCCCACCCAAUUAUUCGUUUUACGUUUUAUUCCAAAACCAAACAUAGCGUGGUUUUCUUCCGCAAAUUUGCUUUGCAGCGGCUUCCAAAUUAGUUUUUUAUCCACGCGCAUAUGGAAUUUUGAACCCAAAAAACUGAAAAUACUGUUGAGAUUUUUUAAGUCGGUGCCCUUAUUUUCAUCUCGGAUAAAAAGUUGCCACUUGGACAUAAAUACAGGAAAUACUCCAUCUAGUCCAUUGUCGUCAUUAAGACGGACGCUUUCAAUGCAGCAUAUUUUUUGUUGUUACCAAUCUUGCGGCCCUUAGUCUCUCCUUGCAUAAAAAUCACCUCCUUGUCGUCCUGGGAAGUACAUACGGGAGACCCUCGUUCUCUAUUCCCAUCCAAUUAUCUGUUUUAUGUUUCAUUCCAAAACCAAAGAACGCACGUGAUCUUCUUUUGCAAAUUUGCUUUGCAGCGGCUUCCAAAUUUUCAUUUUUUCACCUGCACGUGGAAUUUUAAACACAAAAAACUGAAAAUACUGUUGAGAUUUUUUAAGUCGGUGCCCUUAUUCUCAUCUCGGAUAAAAAGUUGGUGCUUGGACAUAAAUAUGGGAAAUUCUCGAUCUCGUUCAUUGUUGUCCUUACGGCUGACGCUUUCAAUGAAGCAUGUUUUUAGAGUUACCAAUCCUGCGGCCCUCAGUCUCUCGUUGCUUAACAAUUGCCUAUUUACUGUGCUGAGAAGUACAUACGGGAGACCCCCGGUCUCUAUUCCCACCCAAUUAUUCGUUUUACGUUUUAUUCCAAAACCAAACCACGCACGUAAUCUUUUUUCGCAAAUUUGCUUUGUAGUGGCUUCCAAUUUAGCUUUUUUUCACCUGCACGUGGAAUUUUGAACACAAAAAACUGAAAAUACUGUUGAGAUUUUUAAGUCGGUGCCCUUGUUCUCGUCUCGGAUAAAGAGUUAGCGCUUGGACAUAAAUACGGGAAAUUCUCCAUCUCAUCCAUUGUCGUCCAUACGAAGGACGCUUACAAUGCAGCAUGUUUUUUGUUGUUACCAAUCUUGCCGCCCUCAGUCUCUCCUUGCAUAAAAAUCACAUCCUUGUCGUGCUGAGAAGUAAAUACGGGAGACCCCCGUUCUCGUCCAUUGUUGCCCUUAAAACUGACUCAUUUCUAUACAACGUGUUUUUGGUACAUUUUACCAUACUUUGCCCUCAGUCUCUUCGUGGAUAAAAAAAAAAAAAAUAAUAAUUCGCUUGCUAAGAAAUGAAUACAGAAGACCCUUGUUCUCCUCGAUUUAUGUGUGAACUUCAGUGUCGCCAUCAUCAAACAUACAAACAUGCGUAAACGUACAUAAUUUUUCGUAACAAUACGCCACAAAGGUGCACGUCUCUAAUCAACAUAUUGCCGAACUUGUGUGUCCUUCCCCACCAAUCAUUCUCUUUUGGCUGCUAUAAAAGCUUAGAAUUUUGUCACACACUAAUACGCACACAUACACUGCUGCUGCUUGGCUUACUGGGCCCCCAACAUGUUGCUGCUCUGCCGCAUCCGUGGUUAUACAGUCAUAACUUUUCAUCGGACUCGCAAAAAGGCUGCUAUAAGCGUUCCUUGCCAUCCUCAUGUGUGUCGGGACUCAUUAUACGCAAUGAAACAGGUAUUAUUUUCCACCAAAAAAAAAAAACAACGUACAAGUAGUGUAAAUAAGUUCUUGAUUGAGGGUUGUUUUUCAUGUUUUUUUUGUUGUUGUUGUUUAUUCUACCAAAUGUCAUAUUCGAUAAUUUUUUUUUGUAUAAAUGACCUCAGUUUUUGCACUUUUUAGUUGCAAAAUCUUUCAAAAACUGUCCGCGAGAAGAUGCUGCUAUUGUCAGGAUGGUGACGCCAGGCGACGCGGAUCGUGACGCUCAUUUCAACCACCUGUGUCGCCUCACAUCCUCAACUUUCACUCUUUAUACAUCUACGACAUGAACAACAGGCUUUAACAUAUACAGUGGAACCUUCAAGGCUCAGAUUAUUAUUAUUUUUUUUUUUUUUAUGUGACUAUUUUGACGUGACAAUAAAAAUCCAAAAUAGACUAAAUCAACGUUAAACUGUCGCUAUGAAAAAUCUUGUCAGUGGAGUAAAAAGUUCACCGACGAAUGACGGUAAUGUUGUUUUGUUUCAUUUCUGUUGGUUAAAUUGUCCUAUCGGGGAAAAAAAUAAACAAUCGAUUUUAAAACAAUUUAUUAUUUUUUAUACACUAAUAUUUUCUUCAUCUAAUUUUUUUUUUUUACAAUUUUUUUAUUAGUUUAAAUUAGUUUUUCUCUUUUAUUUUAUUUGUUAUUUGCUUCCAAUGUUUGCCAAUUAAAUAUAACGUGCAUACAGAAGGAAACAGCAACAUUUUAUUAUUAUUUUUUUUUUUCAUGGAACAAUGACUCGAUUGAACUUUUGAAAGAAAACAUUACACUUUUUCAACUUAACAUUUGUUUAAAAAAAAAUUAAAUAUAUUUUUAAAUAUUUUACAAAAAAAUAAAAUAAAAUAUACAUAUUUUUAAUAACUUUAGAUGACACUUAGAUCUUUGAAAUAGUAAUAAAUUACAAUCUUAAACGAUUAAAAAAAAAAAAUCAAUACAGCUUGAUAAAAUCAGGUGUUCACUCCCAUUUAUAACAAGGUCAACUACUGUUUAUGAACAGUUAAUAUCAUGGAGUGACAACUGUGUGUUACCCAGGAAGGGAGACUCUUCCCAAACACUGGGCACGCGAUUUAUUUUCUCCAAUUACGUGAACUUAUCUUCACUUUCGUCGUAUUUUACUGGAAAAAAAUAAAGUCCGAAAAAUAUGUCUAUGGGGAGGAAAUCCAUCUGCAAACAUUAAGUGGCGUAUUUUUUCCCAGACAAAUCGUACGAUUUGAAGGGAAGUUCAACUUUGGGGGUUCCACUGUAACUCUAAUAAUUCCACAUUACAUAUCACAUCUGGUUCAGCUGCACAUUUUUUCUUUGGUUUUGUAUUGUUUUGCCCUAUUUUUAGAACGUGCACACCUAGACCGAAGGAAAACCUAAACGAAGGAAUCGAAAUUCAAUGUUUUUAUUUUUCUAUGUUGUUUAAAAGGCUACAUUCUCUUCAAAGGUUUAUAAGAACGCAUGUUGUUUUGGACCAUUCUUGUUUUUGUUUCCUUUGUUAGUUAUAGUUUCUAUAGCCUCUACCGUAUGUCCAAUGUUCAGAAUUGUAUUUUUUUUUUUUCUUUACAGUUUUUUUGGGGGGAGGGGUUCAUUUUUAAGCCAUACAUACAAAAGAAGGAACAUCACCUUGAUACUGUCGCCAUCACAGGAUCCCUCGCUGUACCUCAUGCCUGUAAUGUUUGCUGCUUCAACACACACACACACACA